Messenger RNA from Peromyscus leucopus (white-footed mouse), 1126 nucleotides. RefSeq names its product growth differentiation factor 3 (gene Gdf3). Gene Ontology annotation, molecular function: cytokine activity; growth factor activity. Gene Ontology annotation, cellular component: extracellular region. The record is from RefSeq and is a predicted model, not a curated record. The transcript has 2 exons. The coding region runs from base 1 to 1101 and encodes 366 amino acids. Gene Ontology annotation, biological process: BMP signaling pathway; SMAD protein signal transduction. NCBI's taxonomy places the organism in Eukaryota, Metazoa, Chordata, Mammalia, Rodentia, Cricetidae.
AUGCAGCCUCCCCUAAGGCUUUCGACUCUCGGCUUCCUCCUGUUGUGUCUGGCCUGGGGCCAGCCAUCCAAGUUUCAAGAAUAUGACUUUUUGCAGUUUCUGGACUUGGAGAAAGCGCCUUCACCUCGCAGGUUCCAACCUGUGCCCCGCAUCUUAAGGAAAAUCUUCCAGGCUCGAGAAGCUGCUGCAGCCGGCGGGGUCUCGCAGGACUUCUGCUAUGUGAAGGAGCUUGGUGUCCGUGGGAACCUGCUUCGGCUUCUCCCAGACCAGGGUUUCUUUCUUAACACACAGAAUCCUUCCCGAGACGGCUCUUGCCUACAGAAGUACCUCUACUUUAACUUGUCUGCUAUCAAAGAGAAGGGAACGUUGACCAUGGCCCGGCUGACUCUAGACUUGGGGCCCAGGUCCUACUACAACCUGGGGCCAGAAGUGGAGGUGGCUCUGUCUGUGGCUGAGGGGCCUGGUGUGUGGGGACGAUCCCUCCCGAAGCCAGGCAGAAGGCUUGCACUGCAGUCUGUCCCAGGACCUCAGGGUCCUCUUCAUUUCAACCUGCAGGAUGUGGUUAAGGACUGGAACGGCAACCGACUGAAGAAUUUGGGCUUGUACUUAGAGAUUCUGGCCAAAGGGGACAGGCACUCUGGGGUAAAUUUCCAGGUCGAGAACACCUGUGACCGGCUGCUGCGUUCUCUUCGUGCCUCUCUGCUGGUGGUGACCCUCAAUCCCGAUCAUUGUCCCUCUUCUUCCAGAAAAAGGAGGGCAGCCAUCCCCGUCCCCAAGGGUUCUUGUAGGAAUCCCUGCCAUCGUCAUCAGCUGUUCAUCAACUUCCGGGACCUGGGUUGGCACAAGUGGAUCAUUGCCCCCAAGGGGUUCAUGGCAAAUUACUGUCAUGGAGAUUGUCCCUUCUCAAUGACCACAUAUUUGAAUAGUUCCAAUUAUGCUUUCAUGCAGGCGCUGAUGCAUGCGGUUGACCCCAAGGUCCCCAAGGCUGUCUGUAUCCCCACCAAGCUGUCUCCCAUUUCCAUGCUCUAUCAAGAUAAUGAUGAGACAGUCAUCCUCCGACACUAUGAAGACAUGGUGGUGGAUGAAUGUGGGUGUGGGUAGAGUGUCGGUAAUAGGAUAGGAAUGU